AUGGGGCAGCUUCGCUCAAAAGAUGGAUGGCUGUAUGCAACUGCUUACCCGCGAACAGGCGACCAAGCCAAGCCAAUCUGUUCGCAGUGCCAGAAAAAGGACCGACCAUGCCUUCGAGAAGAUCCAUCCAAUCGCCUUAGGAUCAAGCCUUAUCAGAUACCAAAGAACAGGAAAAUAUCCAAGGACGCUCCGGAUCUAGACCAUGAUGAAAGAUCUCCUCUUUCGGAACACGGAGCGGUGGUUGCUAAUACAACCAACCCGGAGCACAUUAACAACCAAUUCUAUACUGGCUCCUGUAAUAAAGAAUAUCACGAUGCCUCAGUAAUGCCACAGUACAGCACGCAGGAGACAAAUACCCACACCAUGCUUCCCGCGCCUCUGAUGGCCUCUCCAGUCAACAAUAAUACAACUACCUCACCCUACUUCAGCGCGGUCCCAAUCCCGAUCUCCCAGCUGCUCCGAGCCGAUCCUCUAAGUCCAUUGUCUCCAGCUUCGCCAAUACAUACCGGGUCUCCACUGACCUACAAGGAAGCUUACCUUGUGCAUCACUUUGCAACGCACCUCGGCUAUUGGCUCGACUGCACUGACGCUUCCCGCCAGUUUACCCGGAAAAUCCCCAUCCUGGUCAAACAAUCGCCGAUCCUGCUGCAUGCCGUGAUUUCCUAUGCAGCUCGACAUGUCGGAGAUGCUGAAAUGGCCGAGCGAGCGCAUGAGCGUUGUGUGGAGCUACUGAUCCCCUGCCUGAGCUCGGAGACAGUAGUCGAUGAUGAUAUUCUGCUGUGCGCAAUCGUUAUCUUGCGGGUGUUUGAACAGUUGAACGUCAUGGUAACCGGGAACGACCAGGAGCGUCAUCUAGCCGGCUGCUCGGCUCUGCUCCGGGCGUCGCAAGGACGUGAGGUGGAUCCGUCUACCCCGGGGCUGCGGCAGGCCGCCUUCUGGGUGUACAUUCGCCAAUGCCUGUACAAUGCCUGUGUACAUCAACAAGCACCUAAUGUGGAUCCGAACUUGGCUCUCAUUCCUCCCCCGAGCGGAGGUGACCCCCUGAGCGAUUUGAGGUCUGAAACUGCAUGGGCCAACACUAUGACUUGGAUCUGUGCCACAGUGGUAAGCUUCUGCUUUGGAUCAGCCCACCCUGAGCCCUCCAGUAGAAUACGUCGAUGGCAAGAGCUAUCCGAAACUGUCGAGAGUUGGCUGAGCAACCGACCGGGCACGUUUGACCCAAUUUGGUACAGCGAAGCGGUCCCAGCGAGUGGAAACCCAUUCCCGGAGAUAUGGUUCACGGCGGACUGGCAUAUUAUGGCAUUCGGCUUUUACCACCUGGCCUGUAUGCUUCUGGCCAUCUACAAGCCAUCGCCGAAAUUUGCUGUCAGGGGACUGCAUAGCACUCGCGAAUCCGAUGUGAGUUCUGGCUUUUGCUGUCGAGUAAAAGGGUUGUUGUUAACGCCAUCAGAUCCGAGUCAUGAUGCACGCCCGUGCAAUCUGUGGGGCAUGCAAUAG
Molecule: messenger RNA, 1497 nt
Organism: Aspergillus versicolor CBS 583.65
Lineage: Eukaryota; Fungi; Ascomycota; Eurotiomycetes; Eurotiales; Aspergillaceae
Exons: 4
Coding region: 1-1497 (498 amino acids)
Biological process (GO): positive regulation of transcription by RNA polymerase II
Cellular component (GO): nucleus
Molecular function (GO): DNA-binding transcription factor activity; transcription cis-regulatory region binding
Source: RefSeq, a predicted model, not a curated record